GAGGAGGUCUUUAGCCGCCCGCCGCGCGCUGGGCGCGGCCGCCGGCCGAGCUCGGAGUGGCCGCCCGAGUGGGGCGGCGGGCGGGGCAGCGGCGCGCCGCCGCGGUCCUGGCGGCAGUGGGCGGAGGAUGGUGGCGCUCCGACGCCGGCGCUGGCGGCGGCGGCGCCCGCGCUGCGAGGGAGCGGCGACGGGGCGGCCGUGGGCCACCCUCGGACGAGGAGUGGACCGAGUCCGAGGAGGAGGACUGACGAGGACGAGGACGAGGACGAGUUCCAGUGGCAGAGGCGCAGGCGCGGCGCCAAGGGCCGCCAGGGCCGACAGCGCGGCGGCCACGAGGCCGCCUCGGCGCCGGACGAGCUCUGGGUCGCCAUUCCUGGCACUGGACCGCACACGUCCGCGCCGGGCGGGUGGGACGGCCUGGUGGGCGGGUACAGGCGCUUGGAGGAGAGUCGUUCAACGGCCGCCCCGCCUUCUCGAAGGAGGAGAAGAGGCGGACGGUGUACCUCUUCUGGAGCCAGGGGUUCGGAGACUGGAAGUUCGCGGAGCGCCUGGAGGACGACGGCAUGUGCGUGGGUUUCGCAGAAGAUCCCCGCGGCAGGAAACACCCGUGGGCGCGGUCGGCGCUGCGCUGGCGACUGUACGACCCCGCAAAGCGUCGCUUCACACCCAGGCGGCUGUUCGUGGACGCCUGCAAGGUGUACCCUGGCCCACAGGACGAGGAGGAGAGCGACGGCGAGGCACCGCCGUGGUCCAGGCCUCCCUGGUCCCAGUGGUCUACCGCCGACCUCUUCAGCUGGGCGGAGCGGCACGGCAUCUGCCUGCAGGGGUGCUUCGACCGCGAGGCCAUCGCGGAGAAGGUCGCCUCGGCCGCCGCCGCGGCCUCCUCCGGCUGCGGGCGGCGCUCGGGCCGCGGCCGCGGCACUGCGCAGGACCAGAGGAGGAGGAGCCGCGUGGCGCGCGGCGCGCCGCGCGGGCCGGCGAGGGGCACGCCCCGGGCGGCGAGGACGGCGACGAGCACCACAGGCGAGGGCGCUCGCGCUCGUGGACGUCGGCGUCGAGUCGAGGGUCCACCGGCACAGGGGCGGCUCCCCUGGCGCGCAGGGCUGCAGGGUUGCGUCGCGCGUGAAGACGGACGGCUCGUUCACCCGGCCGCCCGUGCUGGACCACCGCGCGUCGCUUUACGGCAACCGCGUGGAGAGCUUCGUUGGCGAGGAGCCCUGAGAUCCUGGCGUCGCAACUUCUUCACAGCGGGCGUUUUCGCUUGAUUUCGGGCCCCACGGAUCGAUCUGGCUCGGAAAAUGGCGUAGAAAAAUCGGGUCUAGGGCUCCGGUCAUGAAUGAAUUGUGCGCGAUGUUGCAAAUGUUUGCAACAUCAGAUGUGAGGGAGCUCCGGAGCCCCGAGUCGAGGGUACUUUGGGAAGGGGUCCCGAGCCAAGGUGGGGCCAUGGAGCGAAUGCAGCUUGAGGCUGAUGUGUCCCUCUUCCGGGAGAGCCGCUUAGAGCGAGUUCCUCCUGACCCAGACUGGUCCUCUACCGCACUUGCCCACUCACUCCUACAUCCCCCCCGAUCGAGCGCCUGGAGCGCUCGAGCUCCCCGAAGCCUUUAGCGCAGGGGCCCUGGACCUGAGCCUCGCAGGCUGCAAGCAGGCCUCGGAGCCCUGAGUUGGCGGGCGAAGAGCGGUAUAAGACUUAGGUCGGGCAUGUCCUCCUGCAGGC
Prorocentrum cordatum is the source of this 1714-nucleotide messenger RNA. The record is from the annotation of a GenBank genome assembly. Lineage: Eukaryota; Dinophyceae; Prorocentrales; Prorocentraceae.